AAGCAGCAGCAAAAGAAAACCUCAUGGAUCUUCACUCCAUUAGCUCCUCGGCUCUUAUUCUCUAUCUCAUUGUCUUCUCACUCAACUCAAAAGGUGUAUUCGGUGCUUCUUUCACAUUUGUCAACCGGUGUAGCUACACUGUGUGGCCUGGGAUAUUAGCAAAUGCAGGCAGUCCUCCACUCGACAGCACCGGAUUCGAGCUACCAAAAGACUCCUCUCGUUCCUUUCAAGCUCCAACAGGCUGGUCGGGUCGUUUCUGGGGUCGUACAGGCUGCAAAUUUGACGGAUCCGGUUCUGGCACCUGCGUGACAGGCGACUGUGGGUCCGGUCGGACGGAAUGCAACGGACUCGGAGCUGCUCCGCCCGUAACUCUUGCUGAGAUCACUCUUGGAACAGCAGGGCAAGAUUUUUACGACGUCAGCCUUGUCGAUGGCUACAAUAUCCCCAUGAUAGUGGAAGGCACUGGCGGGUCAGGUCUUUGUGCUUCCACCGGGUGUACAACCGACUUGAACCGUCAAUGUCCGUCGGAGCUCCAGGUCGGGGACGGUGAGGCUUGCAAGAGCGCGUGUGAAGCAUUCGGGAGUCCCGAGUACUGUUGCAGCGGCGUGUAUAGCACACCCGCGACAUGUAAGCCUUCAGUUUAUUCCGAGAUGUUCAAGGCCGCUUGUCCCAGAUCUUACAGCUAUGCAUAUGAUGAUGCUACGAGCAAAUUCACGUGUACCGGAGCAGAUUAUACGGUCACUUUUUGUCCCUCUUCUCCGAGUCAAAAAUCUUCUCGAGAUUCUACUCCAGCUAUGACAGGAUCAGGUACAGAACCUGGGUUAACAUACUCGGGUAAUGGAUAUGGAUAUUCGGGUUAUGGAUAUCCUGGAUCUGGUUCAAGCUCUGGGUCAGGAUCAGGACAAACCUUGAUGACAGAUGGGUCAUGGUUAGCUGGUUUGGCAAUGGGAGAUUCACCAAGAACAACAGCCUCUCCCAGUUUUCUACCAUUUGCAGCAGUCAUGGCAUCAACAGCUGUUCCAGUCAUAUUUUCAUCUGUUUACUUGUAGCCCUUUCUCUCUAUUUCUGUAUUAUGGGGUUGUUAAAGAUGAUUUCUUU
Hibiscus syriacus is the source of this 1098-nucleotide messenger RNA. Its product is annotated as thaumatin-like protein 1. Bases 24 to 1049 code for a protein of 341 amino acids. The transcript has 3 exons. Gene Ontology annotation, biological process: defense response. The record is from RefSeq and is a predicted model, not a curated record. Lineage: Eukaryota; Viridiplantae; Streptophyta; Magnoliopsida; Malvales; Malvaceae. Gene Ontology annotation, cellular component: extracellular region.